Messenger RNA from Exophiala bonariae, 1557 nucleotides. RefSeq lists its product as uncharacterized. Gene Ontology annotation, biological process: transmembrane transport. Gene Ontology annotation, cellular component: membrane. Gene Ontology annotation, molecular function: transmembrane transporter activity. The transcript is spliced from 3 exons. Bases 1 to 1557 code for a protein of 518 amino acids. The record is from RefSeq and is a predicted model, not a curated record. Lineage: Eukaryota; Fungi; Ascomycota; Eurotiomycetes; Chaetothyriales; Herpotrichiellaceae.
AUGAAUACCGCAUCUGAUCCUGAGAAAGUCGCUGACGGUCACCAUCCUGACCACAUUGAUUCUUCUGCCAGCUCACGCAAUGAGGCUUCCGCUGAGGACAAACCUACGGUCUUGACGGAAGAGAAUAUCGAAAAGGGUCAAAACGAUAUCAACCAUAGCUACGACCCCGAUCUUGCGCCGCAAUACACCAAGGCCGAAGAAGACGCUGUCAUACGCAAACUUGACUGGCACCUCAUGCCCCUCAUCUUUGUCCUCUACAGUCUUUCAGUGCUCGACAGAUCGAAUCUAGGAAAUGCUCGUAUAUCAGGCAUGGAACGUGAUAUAGACCUCUCUGGUACUCGUUAUGAUUGGCUGGGAACAGCGUUUUAUAUUUCCUAUAUCUUAUCGCAAUGGACUCAAAUUGGCUGGAAGGCUUUUAAGCCUCAUCAAUGGGUUGCUGUCGUUGUCUUCCUAUGGGGUUUUGCCUCGACCAUUCAAGCCGCCUGCAACAACUGGGCUAGCAUCAUGGUAUGCCGAGUGUUUCUGGCCAUCUUUGAAGCUGCGUACGGACCCGGGGUGCCACUGUACUUGAGUUUUUUCUACCCUCGAGAAAAACUCGGCCUGCGCACUGGGAUUUUCUUGUCCGGCUCAGCUGCUGCUAAUGCCUAUGGUGGUGCCUUGGCAUAUGGUAUCUCCCAAGCCCGUGGGAGUAUUGGACCAUGGAGGAUACUGUUCAUUGUCGAAGGUGUACCGACAUGCGUUCUCGCUGUGGUUGCUUGGUUCUUCCUCCCAGAUGACCCACAAAGUGCCCGGUUCUUGAGUGACAGAGAACGUGAGAUCGCCAUCGACCUGUCUAUGCGUCAGCCUGGAGAUAGGACCGGCAACAAAGGAAUUCAGUGGAAGCAAGUUCUUGGUGGAUUGAAAGAUUACCGAUCAUAUCUUCCUCCCAUUAUGUAUUUCGGCUGCAAUGUCUGUUUCGCUUCACUUCCACUCUUCGUGCCAACCAUCAUCUCAGAAAUGGGUGCAUUCUCCACAAUCCAAUCGAAUGGUCUCUCAUCACCACCAUACGUGGUCUGCUUCCUAGCAAUCAUCACCGUGUCUUUCCUCUCCGAUAAAUUCAGACUGCGAGGCCCGUUCCUGGCUGGUGCGGCUCUGAUCGCCGCCGUCGGGUACAUCAUCUUAGCCACCACCACGGGCGUGGGACCGCGGUAUUUCGGUCUAUUCCUCGCCACCCUGAUCUUUGUCUCGGUCGCCCAAUGUCUCACAUGGGUGGGCAACACACACGCCACAGACAGCAAACGCGCUGCUGGCCUCGCACUACUCGCAACAGGCGGACAAUGCGGACCUGUCCUGGGCACGAGGAUCUUUCCAAAGUCCGACAAGCCGUAUUACCGUAAAGGCAUGUGGAUCUCCUGUGGUGCCUGCCUGUUGGUCGUGGUUGCCGCGUCUCUGCAGAUGCUGAUCCUGCACCGCGCAAACGUCAAACGCGAUAAGAAAUACGGGAAGAAUAGGGAGACGGUGCAUCUCGAGCGCCCUACCGAGUGGGGUGAAGACAAGCAAUUUCGAUACGUGAUCUGA